Molecule: messenger RNA, 1971 nt
Organism: Colletotrichum chrysophilum
Lineage: Eukaryota; Fungi; Ascomycota; Sordariomycetes; Glomerellales; Glomerellaceae
Exons: 2
Coding region: 1-1971 (656 amino acids)
Biological process (GO): transcription by RNA polymerase II; transcription by RNA polymerase I; nucleotide-excision repair
Cellular component (GO): transcription factor TFIIH holo complex; transcription factor TFIIH core complex
Source: RefSeq, a predicted model, not a curated record
AUGGCGAUACCAUCCGGCAGAGCGUCGUUCAAGAAGAAGGAUGGUGUCUUGACGUUGACGCCGGAUCAGCAGUCCGUCAUCUGGACACCCGCGCCUGGCAAUGGCCCGCCCACCGUAUCGCUAUCGCUUGCCAACAUCACGAACUUGCAACAAACACCAGACACCGCGGCCAAGGUGAUGCUCAAGAUCUUUGAGAAGCCACCUGAUGCCACAGACCAGGUGCCGUACCUCUUCCACUUCACGUCAGAAGAGGCCCGAUCCGAGGCGAACGCCAUCAAGGACCUCCUUUCAAGACUCCUCGCCGACAUACGAUCCGGCGACCACAACCUGCCCAAGCCAGCCGGGACACCAAACCCUCACGCAAAUGGCGGGAACUCCACCCCCAAUCCUGGGGCAGGCGGCUCAGGCUCCGGCUCCAUGGCUUUCGCGAGCUCUGUCAACUCCAAACCCAGCACAGCGCGUUGGUUCGACGACGCCCAUCUCAAGGGCGAUAUCGAGUUACAGCAAUCCCUCAUGAAGAAAGACCGGACCCUGCACCAGACGUACAUGGACGCCCGCGCCACAAAACCCGAAUCCAUCUCUGACGCUGCGUUUAACGCGCAGUUCUGGUCCACCCGCACCAACCUACUCCGUGCUCACGCCAUCGAGGUCAACCAGCAAAAAGGAGCCUACAAUAUCCUGCCCGCCAUCAAGCCACGUCUCGAGAACGAUGUGCUCAAGCUCGACAUCACCGUGGAAAUGGUCCAGCUCAUCAUGGCACAGCACCCGCUCGUCAAGCGUCUGUACGACGAGAACGUGCCCAAGGUGCCCGAGAACGAGUUCUGGUCGCGCUUCUUCCUCAGCAAGCUCUUCCGCACCCUCAAGGGCGACAGAAUCUCGGACGAGAAGAAAGAGGGCAUCCGCCGCGACGCGCUCUUUGACGCCCACGAUGCGAGCGAGAACACGGCCACGUUCCAGCGCAAAAGCAUGGCCCAGAGCGUGCCGCACAUCAUCAACGUCUACGGCAACGAGGAGAACCAGGGCGGCUUCCGCAGCGGAAACCAAAAGGACGUCGAAAUGCGUCCCCGCAAAAACGUGCCCAUCGUCAACACCCUCAACUCUCUCAGCGAGAGAAUGUUGGCCAACGUCGCCCCCACAAUCGACAGGGAGAACGGCGACGAUCCAGAAGACUCAACCUUCCAAAAGCUCGCCCUUCGCGACCUGCAAGGCGACGCAAAGGAAAACAAAAUCAUCCUCAACGUCAAGGAACAGAACCGCUUCUUCUCCAAAAAGCAAGAGACACAAUCAGCAAACAACCUCGCCUUUGCCAAGCAGAACCCCGCCGACGUCAUCUUCGAGAUCCAGUCGGACCUCGAGAUGAUCGAGACGGACGACGCCGACGGCCUUAACCUCCGCGCCGGCAUUGGCAUCAUCGACGACAGCGACAGCGACGAAGAGACCCAGCGGCGUCCGCACGUCGGCUCCCGCGCGGCACGCAAGGCGGCCGGCGAAGACAUCAUGGCGGGCAUCCGCCAGCGGCGCUCUGAAAAGUACGGCGACGCCUCGGCCGACGCGACCAGGCCCAUGGGCCUCCCAGCCGAGAUUGCGGAGCGCUGCCAGCUGACGCACGCGACGACCGUAGAGUUCCUGCACCAGUUCUGGAACGCGUUCCUGUCCGGCGACCCGGACCGCGCGAACGAGCUGCAGUAUCUCGUUGAGUCUCUCAAGCGCUCCGCCGAGCGCAUCCAUGCGGUCGCCGACGAGGCCGAGAAGGCCCGCGACGACAUCAUCGCGGCGAAGAAGAAGGAGAUUAUAGACCACUACAAGGCAACCGGCAAGAAGAUUCGCGGAUGGCGGCCGGAGCACGAGAAGGGCGGACGCAAGGCCGUGCUGGCGGUGAUGCAGCCCACGCUGGAGGCGUUGAAGAAGGCCCAGGCAGAUUACCAGCGGGCUCUCGCGGCCGAGGGCGUGCAGCUCUCUACGGAGGCCUGA